Messenger RNA from Betta splendens (Siamese fighting fish), 2290 nucleotides. RefSeq names its product suppressor of cytokine signaling 1-like. Gene Ontology annotation, molecular function: 1-phosphatidylinositol-3-kinase regulator activity. Gene Ontology annotation, cellular component: phosphatidylinositol 3-kinase complex. Gene Ontology annotation, biological process: phosphatidylinositol phosphate biosynthetic process. The transcript has 6 exons. Lineage: Eukaryota; Metazoa; Chordata; Actinopteri; Anabantiformes; Osphronemidae. The coding region runs from base 555 to 1289 and encodes 244 amino acids. The record is from RefSeq and is a predicted model, not a curated record.
CAACGUUCCUACAGCUAAAUCUAAUAAACCACCUUUCCAGGCUCCGGGGGGACUAUUUACAUAUCUAAUAAAAGUUGAAAAGAGAGCGUACUCACUCAUUAUUUCAGUGCCAGAAAUCCCGACGUUUCCUGUUAAAACGUAGACUUCGCUGUCUAGUUUUGGACAUCUGUUAUGGGAGGUCAAGAAACAGCUGUGUGGCAUUAGCUUCUGAGGAACUAAGUGGUUUGAGGAAAUAGGUCUCCGCCUCUCCUCUAUCGUGGACCGCAAGUUUAAAGCGAAAGUGAAAGGUGUCGCUUCUCAGUGUGAGCUUCGACUUCGAAGCGGAGGACUCGUCACCGCUGCGGCCCCGACAAACCCCGUCUUCAUCGUUACUGGGAACUCGUCUGCAGCCAGUGGUUUUGGUGAUGUUGUCACAUGCACACUGAAACCUCGAGCUGCUGUUGACCCGGCAUGGAGCCGCCGAGGCAAGCGAGCGGCAGGUGACGGGCCGGAGAGGACGAGGAUGGACGGUAGCGGAGGAAGUGGUGCAGCCGGCGAUCGAGAGGAGGAUUCUCAUGUGUAGGAUGGUCAGAGACAAUUUUAAGAGAACAGUAGUACAGAACCAGAAAGAGAACCACGCUGCCGAGACACCGAGCCAAAGUCAACCUUCUGGGGAACCUGCUGCAGAACCUGCUGCAGAACCUUCUGAGAGCGUUACAGCACAGAGCCGGGAGCCGACAGAGAGGCAGCUGGAUCUACUGCACUGGCACAAACUCCGCUUUGUGGCGGAACCUGAAGCCUGGAACAAGCCUUCGAGCCAGGCUGAAGCCGACUGCUUGCCCACACACCUCCGUCCAUUCAGCAGUCAGGAAGAAUAUAAACUGGUGAAAACCACCUACAAUCAGUUGCUACAUAGUGGUUUCUACUGGGGACCGAUGACCAUGGAAGAGGCUCAUGAAGCCCUCGCACCAACACCUCUGGGCACGUUCCUCAUCAGAGAUAGCGGCCAGUCGGACGUUUUCUUCACCCUCAGCUACCAAAGCGAUGACGGCCCCACCAGCGUUCGCGUUCAGCUGAACAACCUGCUCUUCGGGCUGCACGGCAGCCACCGGACUUUCGCUUCCCUUUUUGCUUUGCUCACUUAUUACACGGGCUCGUCCUGCAAGCUCAGAGCGCCGUAUCGCAGGCAGCGCCCGGAGCGGCUGAAGGAGAUGUGCAGGAGAGCUUUUAUACGCACCUUUGGAGCAGAACCUGUAGGACUCAGCCCCCAAAUCGAAGACUAUGUCCACAAGUAUCCUCACUCCAUAUAGAGAAUUGUGAAGAACAUUUGUUUCAUGUACAUAAAUGCUUGUACUUUGUGCUUUCAGCUGUUUAACAAUUUUCUGAACAACACAGCUUUUUUGUUAUUAUUAUUAUUGUUGUUAUUAAUAUUAUUAUUAUUCAGUUCUUUGCACAUGUCAUCAAAAUGGUACCUAAUGCAGAGCACAAAUGACACAUACGAUCAGAAAUCUGGAUUUCAUAUACAUGUAAAUGUACAGAGCGUGAGGUCACUGCAAUGUUAGAAUUACUGUGUAAAUGCUGCACCACUGCCCGCGUAGUAUCACUUCAUGAUGUCCAUGUAAAUGUCAGGCUAAACUGGUUUGCAUAGCGGAUUAUCUUAAUUAUUAGCAAACAUUAAUUUGCAAAGUUUAUCUCAUAUUCUCUGUUUUUGUUUGGCUCAGAAGGCAAAAGUAGCCACGGUUGCAAUUAUUCUAACCAAGCGGUUCUUUUGUCUUUUCCGUUAAUAUUGGGCUAAUUGUCUCAUUAAAAUAACAUGCAGUUUCUCUGAAUAAUGGGACAAAUGCAGGAGCACUCUUGUAGUAUUGUCAUAAAUUAAGGAUGUAUUGCAAAACAAAAGCCCAUAUUUGUCCGACGGAUUAUUUGAACGUUCUAUACAGUGUUGACAACAUCAACAGUAUCACUGAAGAGCACAAAAACAUUUGCCAGGUAAAUGAGCAUAUCAUAACAAAACAACGCUCUCCGUCUAAGAAAAGUAUCACACAGCAAACGAGAUAUUUGUUGUUGCUUAGCAUUUUUCUUCCUUGAACUAGUCUGGAAGUAGUCUGCGUUACAUGUGGUCAUUUUGAUGAUAAAAAUUUAGUGUAACAGUAUUAAUUAAUUUGCUAAAGUACUAUGUCUGAUCUGCCUUUCAUCGACACUUGAAAUCAUUUGUAGUUGCCUUCAGACCUGUGGAACAGCAAACUGUGCAAGAUUGAAAUGCUGUGGAAAAUGUUGUUGCUGAGUAAAUUAAAUGCUGCGGUUACAGAGAGGA